Pungitius pungitius (ninespine stickleback) is the source of this 2994-nucleotide messenger RNA. RefSeq names its product beta-1,4-N-acetyl-galactosaminyl transferase 1b (gene b4galnt1b). Lineage: Eukaryota; Metazoa; Chordata; Actinopteri; Perciformes; Gasterosteidae. The coding region runs from base 333 to 1931 and encodes 532 amino acids. The transcript is spliced from 12 exons. Gene Ontology annotation, molecular function: acetylgalactosaminyltransferase activity. Gene Ontology annotation, biological process: ganglioside biosynthetic process. The record is from RefSeq and is a predicted model, not a curated record. Gene Ontology annotation, cellular component: Golgi membrane.
GGGUGCGUUUGUCUUCUCAGCUGUGCUGCUGCUGCUGCUGUAAGGGGCGCGUCCGUCCGUACAGAGCCUGCAGUACCGUUAUGUGCGAUCGCGUCCUGUUUGUAUCCUUUACCGCUACAUUUCUCCGCAUCUAAUCCCAAUUACAAGACCACGGGGGGGACGCAUUUGUUGUGAAGAGGCGCGAUCACCCGGCGAGAUGCGACACUGCUUACACAGUCCGUCUUUCAACUGAGAUGGGAAAGCUGUUAAGUAAUUUCUGGGACCACGUGGUUUGGAAAUGCCAGGGUCUACAAAGGUAGCCCUUUCACUGAGUGGAUAGAGGCAGUUUCACAAUGCGCUCCGUGAGGAAGACGGUGUUGCUCGCCAUCCUGGCCUCUGUGGUUCUGGUACUUGCUCUCCUCCAUUCGUGGCCCACUCGGGCCUCCACCACCGUGGACAUCUGGCAGCGACCGGGGCCAAUCGAAGAGAGGCAUCUGGAGGAGAGGCUCCCGGAACCCGACCACCGCUUUGGAAACAUCCCCUUUCACGUCAGGGACAAUGUGGCGAGCCUGUUGGCUCGAAACGGAUGCGUCUGCGAGGGGGAGAGCGGGGGGUUGAACCUGCCCUUCGCCCAGCUCCUGUUCCCACGGGUGUCCGCUCACCCGCUGCACACCGCCUUCGAGGCGUCUGAGCUGGAGGAAAUGAAGAGGAGACGCGCUAAAGAGUACAAGAGCUUCCGGGAGAGGACACAGACGCCUGCAGAUCUUCUCCUCAUUGCAGAAGCUAACAAUCCGUUACAGUAUCCAACGCAAGGCGUGGAGGUACGACCUCUGAGAACGAUCAUCAUCCCAGGCUUGGCCUUAUACGACCUUCCCAGAGACCACUACUUAAUAAACAUCACUGCCACACUGGGAACACUGAACGUGGCGGCAGAGGUGGACGGGGUGAAAAUCAAAGGUGAUGGCGAAAUGCGCAUGACCCUGUCGAGCAUCCUGCUGCCGAACCUGAACAGACAGCUGCAGUUUGUCACCUACACGAACACUCUGUUCCACCCCAGCACGGCGGACACAGUGCAGUUUGAGACAGACGGGCAUCAAGCCAGCUUCAGCAUCAAGAUUCGCCACAGCGUGACGCCCAAAUUGUACAAUACAGGAUCCAAAAGAGCAGAGUACAAUAUCAGUGCCCUUGUUACCAUAGCUACCAAGACUUUCCUGCGAUAUGAUAAGCUUCAAGAUCUUAUAGACAGCAUAAGAAGAUACUAUCCUACCGUCACCAUCGUCAUAGCUGAUGACAGCGAAACCCCCCAAACCAUUUCGGGGCCUUACAUCGAACAUUACAUCAUGCCUUUUGGAAAGGGGUGGUUUGCUGGACGAAACCUGGCCGCCUCUCAGGUGACCACAAAGUACCUGCUGUGGGUGGACGAUGACUUCGGCUUCACUUCCAACACCAAGCUGGAGAAACUGGUGGACGUUUUGGAGAGAACCACUCUGGAUCUGGUGGGUGGUGCAGUGCGGGAGGCCACAGGUUACACUGCCACCUACAGACAGACCAUCUCCAUUGAGUCCGGGGAGGAGGACGGUGACUGUUUACACAUGAGGAGAGGAUUUCAUCACGCCAUCCAAGGCUUCCCCAACUGUGUCGUGACUGAUGGGGUCAUUAACUUCUUCCUGGCUCGCACCGAAAAAGUCCAGCAGGUCGGCUUUGACCCACGCCUCGCCAGGGUAGCUCACCUGGAGUUUUUCAUCGAUGGAUUGGGAUCUCUCCACGUGGGCUCUUGUGAUGAUGUCAUUGUCAAUCACGCCACCAAAAUCCGACUCCCCUGGGUCAGCCAAUCAGAGAGUGACAAGACAUAUGCCAAGUUUCGUUACCCGCCGGCUUCCUCUGACGCCACACACACGAAAAACGGGCUCCUGUUUUUCAAGAACCGCUUUCAGUGUUUGACUCGUAACUAGUUUUCCUUCUCUUUAUCCCGAGGGUUCCUCUGCUCUUUUUGAGUUGAAGUUCUCCUGUGCCACGUCCCUUCAUGUAAGCGUUUGAACACACACUUUGAUCUGCUUUUUAUUUAAUGCGAAAACAACGUUUCAAUACUGUAUCCGUUUCAGUUUGUUUAUUCUGUCAGCGCUACAAAAGUCACAGACACAGUUAAAUCCUGUGGUUCAUUUAAGACUUUCUUUUUGUUAAACUGUAUAUUGCAAUACAUCCUGGAGUUGUUGUUUUCACACAAAUACCAAGCUUUGGGGAAAAACCCAACAAGUAGCAUCGUACCAGUCUGUUUCACCUCGUUGUCAUUCUUGGCUACUGUGAGCAGAGGUACAUGUGUCCUCCUACAAUAUGCACUAUCCUCCAAAAAAGACUAAGCUUGGAGAAGCAACAGCGAUGUCUGAUGGCGUGAGAACGAGGACAGAACGACACUUCCCCGACAGGGACAAUCCUGUAGACGCAGACCAUACCAUCGGUAUUCCGUUCAUCGAUGCCACAUGAAGAACUUAUUCAGAACUUUCCCACCUUUCGGUAGCUGCGCUCUUUGCCCCAAUGGUUGUGCCAAAGGGUCAGGCUUUUUUUUCUUGUUAUUCAAGUCUCAACCUUUACCCAGAAUCCUGUAUGUCCUUUGUGAGAAUCUGGGGUCAACUGAUCUGGGAGCAGCCUUUUAUUUAUGUCUUCUGCUGUGUGUCACUCUCCACAAACAUCUAAGGAAGUGGGGCCUUUCUGUCCAUUUUUAUAUGCUGCUCAAAAGAAGUUGAAUGAACCAAAGUGCAUGUUUCUUUUUUUCUUUUUUAAAAGGGAAAUCAGAGACAAAAAGGCCUUUGUGUAAUUGUGUUUUUAAAACCUGCUUUCAUUCUAAGAUCUGUAACUGAGCUGUUUUUUUAUUUUUUGUUGUUUUUUAUUUUUAUUUUUUAACCGUAAUCUUUAUUGUGUGCCUGCAGCAGCCAAAACCCACUGGGGUGAGUCAUCAGGGCACAGGAUUAUCAGCGUUUUAUUUCAAAUGUUGACAUAUUAAAAUUAAUGUUAAAACGC